AUGACUGAGGGCGGCGAGAAUGGCGGCUUCGAAGCCCAUGCUAUAGGCUUCGCAUCACUUACCUCGGUGAUGGUAUCAUGCGAAGACUAUAGCAUGAUGAUGUACAAUCGCUUCGAUCGCUUGUCGACCAGAAAUCUCCUCUACUUACAAAGUGAGCUCGCCGCACUUCAACGCCAACAAGACGAGUUCGAUCGAGAGGAUUUCUUCGACGCUCAGACUGAUGUCAGGAACAUUGCUCGCAGUUGGGAAGCCUUUGAGAGCGCAGCAAAAGUUCAAGGGAGCAAUGCAGCAAAGAGAAUGGCGUUGGCCAAGAAUAUCAGGAGAAAAAUUAAGGAGUACAAGGAGGCUGUUAUGGUCGAUGCCGAUAUGUUGGCUCUCCGUCGUCCUUCUAAACAAACAUUCAGAGCCUUUAACCAGCUCUUCGUGAAUGUAGAUGGAGGACGAUUUCCUACACUAGGAGGCAGCAGCAGCUCUCUUUACAAUGAUCGACAUGACAUCUCCGCGUUGGCACGGCCGCUGGAAGAGGAUCGGCUAACAAGCUUUCUGCGGAAGCAUUGUCUACUUCUGUUCCUGGAGAGAUAUCCUGACCGUGAUUCUCGCCUCGCCUACGUCUCUACAAAACGCAUCGCCGUUGCGGUUGGCAUUAUCAACGUAUUGCUUGCCGCUGCCUUCUUGUUUGGGGCGAUCUAUAACUUGUACUACGUGGAUCAAGAAAAGAUCAAGUUGGGACUUAUAGCCGGCUACACGACUGCCUUCGCGUUGUGCAUCAGUCUUGUCACCAACGCUAAGAGGUCUGAGAUAUUUGGAGCCUGCGCUGCAUACGCGGCCGUGCUUGUGGUGUUCGUAAGUGGCAGCCUUGGAGGCAACUCGGGAAGUGGGCAUUGA
This is a messenger RNA of Cladophialophora psammophila CBS 110553, 885 nucleotides long. RefSeq lists its product as uncharacterized. Lineage: Eukaryota; Fungi; Ascomycota; Eurotiomycetes; Chaetothyriales; Herpotrichiellaceae. The coding region runs from base 1 to 885 and encodes 294 amino acids. The transcript is spliced from 2 exons. The record is from RefSeq and is a predicted model, not a curated record.